This is a messenger RNA of Salvia splendens (bonfire salvia), 978 nucleotides long. NCBI's taxonomy places the organism in Eukaryota, Viridiplantae, Streptophyta, Magnoliopsida, Lamiales, Lamiaceae. The record is from the annotation of a RefSeq genome assembly.
AUGAUAUUUUCAACUUUAGAGCAUAUAUUAACUCAUAUUUCUUUUUCGGCUGUUUCAAUUCUAAUUACAAUUCAUUUGAUAACCUUUUUUGUCGAUGAAAUCGUAAAACUAUAUGAUUCAUCCGAAAAGGGCAUGAUAAUGAUCUUUUUGUGUAUAACAGGAUUAUUAAUUUCUCGUUGGAUUUAUUCAAAACAUUUUCCACUAAGUGAUUUAUAUGAAUCCUUAAUCUUCCUUUCGUGGAGUUUUUCUUUUAUUUAUAUCCUUCCAUAUUUCAAAAAAGAUAAAAAUCUUCUAAACACAAUAAUUAGUCCAAGUGCUCUUUUUUCACAGGGCUUUGCUACCUCAGGUCUUUUAACUGAAAUACACGAAUCCACCAUAUUAGUACCCGCUCUUCAGUCCGAGUGGUUAAUAAUGCAUGUAAGUAUGAUGAUAUUAGGAUAUGUGGCCCUUUUAUGUGGAUCAUUAUUAUCAGUAUCACUUCUAGUCAUUACAGUUAGAAAAAAUAGAAGAUUUUUUUCUACGAAUAAUUGUUUAUUAAAUUUAAACGAGUCAUUUUUACUUGGUAAAGUCGAAUACAUGAAUGAAGGAAAAGGAAAAAAUGUUUUACAAAAAACUUCUUUUUUUUCUCCAAUAAAUUAUUAUAAGUCGCAAUUGAUUCAACAAUUGGAUUAUUGGAGUUAUCGGAUUAUUAGUCUAGGAUUUCUCUUUUUAACGAUAGGAAUUCUUUCUGGAGCAGUAUGGGCUAACGAAGCAUGGGGAUCCUAUUGGAGUUGGGACCCAAAAGAAACUUGGGCCUUUAUUACUUGGAUCAUAUUUGCAAUUUAUUUACAUACUCAAACAAAUAUAAAAUGGAAGGGUACAAAUUCAGCAAUUGUAGCGUUUAUUGGGUUUCUUAUAAUUUGGAUAUGCUAUUUUGGAGUAAAUCUAUUAGCAAUAGGAUUACAUAGUUAUGGUUCAUUUACAUUAACAUCUAAUUAA